AAAAAGGCUGGGUUGGGUCACAAGGCGCCUGCGCCACACUGCCGGCUGCCGAGUCGUCCCGAACUUUUCCUCCGCCGCCUCCGCCGCCUCCUCCGCGCCUUGGCAAGCGGGGCUCAGCCCGGAGCUGGCAGAAGGAGCGUGGCGGGGCUCCCAGCUCGCACCUCCGCGGACCCCUUCGCCUCGCCUCCCCUCUUGCCUCCUCCUCCUCCUCCUCCGGGGUUCCCCUCCCUCCCACCCAAGAAAGGGAGACCCACCCGCGGGGCAAAAAAAACUGCAGGGGCCAUCCGCGCGGACUCUCUCGCGCGUGGAGACGGGGGCUCUCCCUGCGCUGGCGAGAAAGAAGAAAAACUCCGAUUUUUUUAUUUUUUUUUUUAAACUCUUUUGGGAGGGGAGGGAUCGGCAGUGGGGACAAGCCGCGCGGGAUGGGGUUGCGGGGCCCACCUGCCUGAUUCUUGUUAUCACUUUAAAACCCAGAGCCCCAACUCGGCUUUCAGGAACUCGGAAACCUCUCGGCGCCCUCAACGGCCACGGCGGCAGAGAUCCUUGCUCACCAUGGUGGCAUUGCCAGGUUUUCUCCUACUCCUAGGGAUUGUAAAAGGAGUUGCUCCCUUGCAUCCUCAUGGGAAGCCAACUUGGCCAACCUACAAGGUGCCCGUCGUUCUACCGCAAUUAACAAUUUCUUUGGACAAACCGCACUUUGAAGCAGAAGCUCAACUGGAAGUGGCCUCCCCGUGUGGCCCGUCUUGCCACAAACGCUCUCCACUCCCAACGUAUGAAGAAGCGAAAGAUUAUUUGUCCUACGAGACAUUGUACUCCAACGGGUCCCGCACAGAAACCGAAGUCGGCAUCUACAUUGUUAGCAGGGCCAGCGCGGAGGGACAAAGCCGAUCGCGGACAAAGAGACAAAUCUAUGGCUAUGACACCAGAUUUAGCAUUUUCGGCAAGGACUUCUUGCUGAAUUACCCGUUUUCUACUUCCGUGAAGUUGUCCACGGGAUGCACCGGAACGUUAGUGGCUGAAAAACAUGUCCUGACGGCUGCUCAUUGCAUCCAUGAUGGGAAGAGUUACGUCAAGGGAGCCAAGAAGUUACGGGUUGGGUUCCUGAGACCCAAGCCCAAAGAUGGCAUCAGAAGGAUUGACAACAGUAGCACCCUUGAGCCCCAGAAAAUGAAGUUCCAGUGGAUUCGGGUGAAACGGACACAUGUUCCUAAAGGAUGGAUCAAAGGGAACGCUAAUGACAUUGGCAUGGAUUACGACUAUGCCCUGCUGGAGCUCAAGAAACCCCAUAAGCGAAAGUUCAUGAAGAUCGGAGUGAGCCCAGCGGCACGUCAGCUACCCAAAGGAAGGAUUCACUUCUCGGGCUAUGACAAUGACCGGCCUGGAAACUUGGUUUACCGGUUCUGUGAUGUCAAAGAUGAAACCUACGAUCUCUUGUAUCAGCAGUGUGACGCCCAGCCGGGGGCCAGCGGUUCUGGCGUGUACGUGAGGAUGUGGAAGAGACAGAAUCACAAAUGGGAGCGUAAAAUCAUAGGGAUAUUUUCUGGGCACCAGUGGGUGGACACCAAUGGAUCCCCCCAGGAUUACAACGUCGCUGUUCGUAUCACACCCCUCAAAUACGCACAGAUUUGCUUCUGGAUCACGGGGAACUACCAACAGUGUAGAGAUGGAUAGACCCAAUUUAUGUCCCAGAGAGGCUUAGCGGCUGGCUGGGGAAGGACAGGGGAGGGGUGGUGUUGGUGGAAAGCAUACGCCUAACUGCUCUGUGGGCACAGUUCUGUUUUUAGCAAUGCCAGGGUGCAGGAACUGACCAGGAGCAUAACCUGGUUAGCGUUUGGCAAUAAGCACAGUGUCCAUGCCAUGGCACAAAUCCUGGACCUUUGACCUUUUGCCUUAGGAUAAGCAAUAGCUGAAGUAACAGGGUUGGGGCUAAAGCAAAGUCCCUGCAGCUCCCUUUACGCCCUUGUUUAGGAUGGGUCCUCGUUCACCAAUGGGGAUGCUGAUUGGCUGGCUCUUAUAUCAUUCAUGUAGUGCAGGAUUGUCUAGGUUUGAUAGGAGGGUAACUGGACAGAGCCGCAAGCAUCUGUUCUUAAAUCUAGUGAUGCCAAAAUAGCAAAUGGUGGAUCGUGACAUCACAGUGCAAGCUCUGCGCUUUUGGAUGUAUCAUCAGUUAUUAGUAUAUAAGGCAUUAAUUUACUUUUGGAUGUCAUGACACACUUUUCACCGUUCCCCCUCCCUCUGGGGUUGGAGAGGUAGAAAUUGGUAGCCAAAACUGCUUGAAAAGAGGAACUUCGGCCACUAUUCUCUUAAAAGAAAUGGUCAACAAAAUACAAAUCCUUGGCCAAAUUGAAUGAACCCCGAAUACAUAUUUCAAGGCAGAAUACCAUUACUUUCUCUGCUUUCUUUUUUUAAGGGACUAUUAAAAUAUGCAAUCUGGAGGUGCAUUAGCUUUCUCCAAGAGUCAUGUUGGCAGUAAGUCCAGUACAGUAUUGAAACACAUAUUUUCGUGAUAUUUUUGUGGCUCAUUGUUCUCCUCCACUCCCAGCUACCAAUUAAUCUUAAGGAAAUCCUGUUCUGUUGGGUUUUUUUUUUUAAAAAAAUCUUCCGUUGAAUUUGCAAUGAAUUUGCAAAACAGCUUGAAAGUCACCGAGUUGGAAAAGGGUAGCGCUUGCAAUGUUGAUUGAUUGGCCCUUGUGUCAAUUAUAAGGCUACCUUUCUCCUUAUUAGGGCAGCCUGGUGCAAAGCCCUGAUUGGUAAAAGUCACCACUCCUUCCUCGGUAUCUGAUGGGCUGACCUUUUCAAGGAUCAGCCCUUUUCUCAAAAUUGUUUUCAGAGCUUAAAACUACGUACAGCCCUUUCAAAAAAAAAAAAAAGCUUGCAAAACUGGACUCAAAUGAGGUCACAGAUCUGUAGGGGGAAUUAAUACAGGAAAAGAAAAAUCAGAAUUCGGUCCCUACAAGUAGACCUCAGCUUACAACAACAACUGGGAUCAGAGUCUCCGUUGCUAAGCAAGACAGCUGCGUCCGAUUCUAUGGUCUUUUUCUGCCACAGUUGUUAAGCAAAUCACUGCAGUUUUUAAGUGAACCAGUCAUUAAGUGAAUCUGGCUUCCCAUAUUGACUUUGUUCAUAGCUGGCUGGGAAGGUUACAAAUGGCCAUUGUGAUCAUGAGACACUGCAACUCCCAUUGUAAAUACAUGCCAAUGGACAAAGUACCUAAAUUUGGAUCAUGUGACCACUGCAAUGCUGCAGUGGUCAGAAGGGCGAGGACCGGUCAUAAGUGCUGUUGUAACUCUGAUCCAUCGCUAAAUGAAUAGUUGUAAGUUGAGGACUAUCUGUAAUCUAUAUGUACGUGUAAAAAUCAAAAGCAACAGCAAAAGACAGCUUAGUCUGCAGGUGAAAAAUAUUCACCAGCCUCUAAUUCAUGCAUGUUAGUAUGCAACAGCACUGGUUAAUUUUUCUCCUAGCUAAGGUUAUACCAUGUUUCCCUGAAAAUAAGAGCCAAUGGGAAAAUAAGCCCCAGCGUGAUUUUUCAGGAUGCUCGUAAUAUAAACCCUACCCCCAAAAUAAGCCCCAGUUAAGAUCAUCAGCCAGACGCAUUUAGUACCGUAUUUCCCCAAAUAUAAGAUCCAACUGGAAAAUAAGCCCAAAUGCGUCUUUUGGAGCAAAAAUUAAUAUAAGACCCGGUCUUAUUUUGGGGAAAACACGGGUACCAUCUCAAAAAGAAGAAGAAUUCCUGGAGGAUGUGUUUCAGGUUGGAAAACGAUGAAUAAAUAGCUUGCUUUUUGGUAGAAUUAGUUAGGUAAACUAGGGAGAAAAGAAAAGAAUGUAAGUUUGUACCAUUUAAUCUAUACAGACUGCAGAAUGAUGCUUCUUUAAAAAAAGAAAAAAAAGCCCAAACGAAGCACAAGCCAGCAUGCUGAGUCCUCGGGGUUUGUUUUUAUAUUUCAGAUCUGUCUUUUUUUCUUGCACUGAAUUUGCACUGUUCAAAUUCCAGGCUGAAUUUCCACAUAUAACCUAACCCUGUGCAGAAGAUGGUUGGAAAACUCAUUCCCCCCCCCCCCCCAGCAUAUGUAAACUCAUUACAGGCAGCCCUUGACUUAUGACCAAAAUGGAGCCCGAAAUUUAUGUAGCUAAAUGAGGCAUUUGUUAAGUGAGUUUUGCCCCAUUCUGUGACCUUUCUUGGCACAGUUGUUAAGUGAAACCCCCCAGUUGUUAAGUUAGUAACAAUUGUUAAUCUAGUAACACAGUUUGUGGCUUCCCCAUUGACUUUGUUUGUCAGAAGAUCACAAAAAGAUGACCACAUGAUCCCAGGAUGUCAUAAACAUGAGUCAGUUGCCAUGUGACUGAAUUUUGAUCAUCUGUCUGUGGGAUGCUGCGAUGAUUAUAUGAACAAUGGCCCUGAGUCACUUUUUUCAGUGCCGUUAUAACUUUGCACGGUCACUGAACUGUUGUAAGUCAAGGACUACCUGUACUGUAAGAAUGAAAAAUUCUAAUACCUCUCUUUCUAUUUCAUUAAAUCUAUUUUAUUUUAUUUCUAAGCAUUUAGAAAUGUAUUGAGCUGUUCCCUGAAGCCUUCCUGGUUUGAAACUUAUCACAGAAGGUCAAAGACAACUUUGCCAACAGAGAAACCUGUAAAUAAUUAUAAACCUUGGCUAGAAAUGGGAAACAUGCAUUGUAAUUCUACUUAUUUUAUAAGGAUGUUCAAAUACAGCACGUGUUUAACACCU
Messenger RNA from Crotalus tigris (Tiger rattlesnake), 4724 nucleotides. It is a transcript of the gene PRSS23, whose product is annotated as serine protease 23. The transcript is spliced from 2 exons. Bases 553 to 1671 code for a protein of 372 amino acids. Gene Ontology annotation, molecular function: serine-type endopeptidase activity. The record is from RefSeq and is a predicted model, not a curated record. Lineage: Eukaryota; Metazoa; Chordata; Lepidosauria; Squamata; Viperidae. Gene Ontology annotation, biological process: proteolysis.